Bipolaris zeicola 26-R-13 is the source of this 1008-nucleotide messenger RNA. RefSeq lists its product as uncharacterized. Bases 1 to 1008 code for a protein of 335 amino acids. The transcript is spliced from 2 exons. The record is from RefSeq and is a predicted model, not a curated record. Lineage: Eukaryota; Fungi; Ascomycota; Dothideomycetes; Pleosporales; Pleosporaceae.
AUGUUCUUCACACGCGCCCUGGUUGGCACUUUGCUUGCUGCUGGACACGCAACUGCUUUCAAGGGUCGUCAGGUGAACGCUCUUCUUCAGCCGGGUCUGGAUAUGGAGGAGGUACUUCGACGGGACGCAGGGCGCAUGGCCACCCUUACUCGACGACAAGACGCAAACCCUGCCGACACUGCACCACUCGCCUCAUUAACACCGUCGACUGGUGAUGCAUCGAAUGUGAACUUGGCUCAAUGGGAGGAGCAGACAAGGACGGCAUGCAUGAGGACCCUAAGCAACCUCAACGGCCAAGCAUCAAACCCAAGUGGAAUCGCCGUCUGCUACAACCUACCCUUCCUCGACAACACGACUGGUGUCUUCCAGGCCGAACUCCGAAUGUACAAUGUCUCGGCUCCUAUUGAUCCAUGGGUUGGCGUCACUGCCGCCGAUGUGAGCAUGACUCUAUCCUACCUUGGCGCAACCGUACAGAACAUGCAAGGCAACUUUGCGAAGCGAGAGGUUGUCGCGUCAAUCAGUGAAGGCAAGCUGGUUGAGAGGCAGGACAUCAACGGCAUGACACAGUUGAAGGUCCUUAUGUAUGUUGGAAGGAUCAACGAGAACCUCAUGGGCUCAGCCAUGACCCAAGAAUCGCUACAGCCUCUUCUCGUUCCCCAGAUUGAUCUCGCCGCCAAGAACCCUGUUACUGGUCGGGAUGUCGAGACUACGCUUUCAUCUCAAGAAGCGUCAUUCGUCAACGGUAUCUUUUCUCGCGCCGGCACCGCCCCUACCAACGCCGAUCCUCAAGCGGCCGCAUCAGCAUCUGCUGCCGUCGCCUCUGCUGCGCCAUUUGUCGUCCCCGGAACCGCCUUGGCCUUCUUCCCCAUCGGCCUCGUCGUCACUUCAGUCUGGGCCUUCUUCUUUUUCCUUGCCGUCGGCUUCGGAACAUACGGCCGUAUCCAAUACCGCGACCAAUACAGGAGGCGUGUAAGAGCUGAGUUGGCUCGUGGUGUCCGUACCAUUUAA